This is a messenger RNA of Durusdinium trenchii, 9392 nucleotides long. The record is from the annotation of a GenBank genome assembly. Lineage: Eukaryota; Dinophyceae; Suessiales; Symbiodiniaceae.
AUGUGGCCGAGCACUGUUCCAGGGGCGCCUUUGGGUGUGGUGCCAAGAGAGCCCACACGGUUGCCACCAUUGACAGGUGAUGGAGACGAGGAGGCCAAGCGCGGCACCCGACCCCGCAGAGGUGCGAAUGAUAUGGCCUCCUUGUCGCGGAAACGUCGCGACCUGGCGCUGGCGAACCGCGAGCACGCCAUGCUCACCUUGCCUGGAACCUUGUUGAAGUCGCCCAAACUACGCCAAAGCCCCGCCCUGAUGGAGCCAGAGCGUUUGGCCGCACCAGGCGAUGGAGCUGAAGAGCCUCCUCCCGACGUUUCGGAAGGUCAGAAGGAGAUCCAGCGCCUACAAGAGGAGCUGCGACUUCGAUCGGCCGAAGCGGAGCAGUACAGGGCGAGCUUCAAAAAGAAGAGUGAGGAAUAUGAAGGGUGCAAGGUCCUGUUAGACGUGGCCCAAGCCGAGUUGCAUCUUUGCCAAGAGCGUCUUCACAAGCAGUCCCCAGCACCACCGAUGCUCAAGCAGCGCCGUCUGAAGGGUGUCGGGAUCUAUGCCAGCGAGCGGGAGGUGGCUGAGGAAGUUGCCGCUUGGUCGGUGUCUUUGACCCUGACCCGGGUCAUGCGAGCCAUACAGGCCCAACGAGGAGAAGAGGAGGAGUUAAAGACUGCGGAAGGUUUGGCCAUCAAGGUGAAGCGACAGCAGGAACUCCUGAGGGCUUCAGAGGUGAAGAUUAGAAGGCUCGAAGAGAGGUGCCAACGACAACAGGAAAACUUUCGAUCCCAGUUGGCUGCAGCCCAAGCGGAGAAUGAUGAGGAAGUGGAGGCAGCCAAUGCCCAGCUGAAAGAGCUCGAGCAAGAGCGGGUGAGGGCCGAGAAGCACUUCCGGUCACGGCUGGCUGCGGCGGACUCCGAGAACGACGCGGAAGUUCAGGCUGCCAAUGCCAAGAUGAUGGAGCUUGAGCGAGAGCGAAUCAGAGCAGAGGCAAAGAUCAAGUCCGUGAAAGAGAAAGACUUGCGGCAACAGGAGAACUUCCGAUCGCAGCUGGCUGCAGCCCAUGCAGAGAAUGAUGAGGAAGUCGAGGCGGCCAAUGCCAAGAUGGCGGCGCUCGAGCAGGAGCGCAUCAAAGCAGAGGCAAGGAUCUUGUCGCUGAAAGCUAAAGAGCACCAGCAGCAGGAGAAGUUCAGGGCACAGCUGGCCGCCGCCCAAUCUGAGAAUGAGGAAGAACUCCAGGCCGCCAAUGCCAAGAUGGAAGAGCUUGAGCGAGAGCGAGUCAAAGCCGAGGAGAGCUUCAGAUUGCGUCUAGCUGGUGCCCAAUCUGAGAAUGAUGAAGAAGUGCAGGCGGCCAACGCCAAGAUGGCAGAGCUGGAGCAAGCACGUACCAGGGCAGAGGCAAGGAUCAAGUCGCUGAAAGCGAAAGAGCAGCAGCAACAGGAGAGCUUCAAAGCACAGCUAGCAGCAGCUCAAUCUGAGAAUGAUGAAGAACUCCAGGCAGCCAAUGUCAGGAUGGAAGAACUUGAGCGGGAACGAAGAAAGGCAGAGGAGAGUUUCAGGCUACAGCUAGCCGAUGCCCGAUCAGAGAACGAUGAAGAAGUGCAGGCGGCCAACGCCAAGAUGGCAGAGCUGGAGCAAGCACGUACCAGGGCAGAGGCAAGGAUCAAGUCGCUGAAAGCGAAAGAGCAGCAGCAACAGGAGAGCUUCAGAGUACAGCUGGCCGCAGCUCAAUCUGAAAAUGAUGAAGAACUCCAGGCCGCGAAUGCCAAGAUGGAAGAACUUGAGCAGGAACGAAUAAAGGCAGAGGAGAGCUUGAGGCUACAACUAGCCGAAGCCCGAUCAGAGAACGAUGAAGAAGUGCAGGCUGCCAAUGCCAAGAUGGCAGAACUAUUGCAAGAACGCAGAAGCGCAGAGGCAAGGAUCAAGUCGCUGAAAGCGAAAGAGCAGCAGCAACAGGAGAGCUUCAAAGCACAGCUAGCAGCAGCUCAAUCUGAGAAUGAUGAAGAACUCCAGGCUGCAAAUGCCAAGAUGGAAGAACUUGAGCGGGAACGAAUAAAGGCGGAGGAGAGCUUCAGAUUACGGCUAGCUGAUGCCCGAUCCGAGAACGAUGAAGAAGUGCAGGCUGCCAAUGCCAAGAUGGCAGAGUUGUUGCAAGAACGCAGCAGGGCAGAGGCCAGGAUCAGGUCACUGAAAGCCAAAGAGCAGCAGCAACAGGAGAACUUUAGAGCACAGCUGGCCUCGGCUCAAUCUGAGAAUGAUGAUGAACUCCAGGCUGCCAAUGCGAAGAUGGAAGAGCUUGAGCGGGAGCGAAUCAAAGCCGAGGAGAGCUUCAAAUCACGGCUGGCCCAUGCCCAAAACAAGAACCGUGAAGAAGUGCAGGCUGCCAACGCCAAGAUGGCAGAACUGGAAGAAGAGCGCAGCAGGGCAGAGGCGAAGAUCAGAUCACUGAAAGCAAGAGAUCAGCAGCAGCAGGAGCAGUUCAGAGCACAGCUGGCUGCAGCGCAAUCUGAGAAUGAUAAAGAGCUCCAGGCGGCCACUGCCAAGAUGGAGGAACUGGAGAGGGAACGAAUCAAGGCUGAGGAGAGCCGCCGCUCCGAGCACGACGACGUCACCCAACUGGCAGAGCUGGAGCAAGAGCGCCAAAGGGCGGAGGCGAGAAUCCGCUCCCUGAAAGCAAGAGAGCAGGAGCAGCAGGAGAAGUUCAGAGCACAGCUGGCCGCAGCUCAAUCUGAGAAUGAUGAAGAACUCCAGGCAGCCCAUGCCAAGAUAGCGGAGCUUGAGCGGGACAGACUCCAGGCUGAGGAAGCUAUCAGAUUGCGGGUGGCAAAGGCUGAAGAGAUGGAGGCCGCCAAUGCCAAGAUUGCAGAGUUGGAGCAAGAGCGCAGCAGAGCAAAGGAGAAGGUCAAGUUGUUGAAGGCAAAAGAGCUGGAACAACAGGAUAAAUUCAGAGCACAGCUGGCGGCAGCUCAAUCUGAGAAUGAUGAAGAACUGCAGGCGGAGAAUGCCAAGCUGGCAGAACUGGAGCAAGAGUGGCGAGUGGAGGAGCUGACGCGGCCACGGCCCAGCAUCGGGUUGAAAGGACAGCUCCCCACCAUCCAGGAACACCAAGUGCACCAAGAGCCUUUUGUGUCAUCCAGCGGCCAGAUGCAACGAGACGCUGCCAUGGCCGGAGGAGCACUCUCCGAGGCUGCUCGAAGAGAGACAUGGAACGAUUCUGAUCGUGCCAGUGGAACUGAAUGGGACGUGCCUGAAGACAGAUGGCGUGAGGAAGCGGCAUCCGAGUUCAUCCGAGAGGAAGGACUACAAGAAGACGAGGACCUAGAUGAGGAAGCACGUCGCAUCGCGCAGAAGGUGCAGCCUCUUCGCCGCGGUGAUGCAGCCUCUCGUUCCCCUCCGCCUGAUACUGGUGGCACUCCGACUCCGGUGGAGGACGCACGGCGUGGUGAAGUUGAGCCUUCGACCACUCGUUGGACGCAAACCUCACCGACUGCAGAAGGCUCAGAGGCCAAGCCAGAAAAGGCCCUGGUCACUGCACAAGAGGAAGUUCGUGUCAUGAAGCUGGUCGUGGCGAACUCCAAGAAAGAGAUUGCAUAUUACAACAAGGUGCUCAUGGAGAAGAAUGCUGAACAUCAGCAGGAACUUCAGGAGCUGCACGAGUCUUUAGAACACGAGAGGCGUCGCUGCACCGAGGACAUGAAACACUGGAAGGCCCAUGUGAAGAAGGAGCUGGGGAAGGACCCCAUUUUGGCGGUGGCGCUCACCAUGUGGGAGCGCGAGGUGACCAGUUUGAGGACCUCCCACGCUUUCAAGGAGUGGAAGCGAAAGACGAACCAAAUCCUCAAAGCUAGAGGAAUGUCAGGAAAGAUGGCGCUUCUGGUGGCGGUCCACUGGGUUCUGAGGGAUUGGCGUGUGGCGGUGAUGGAGUUCCAGGCCGAGCGGAUGAAGGAGAAGCUUCAUCUCAGAUGGUUCAGCUCCUUAGAGCAGGCCUCCCAUGCUUGGGGUCGCGAAACAGACCGUGGGCUUAAGCAUUGGGUCUUCGUUGGGUGGACCUGGCAGAAGAAGUUUUCCGUGUGGGAAAGGCGAACGAAUGAGAAGGUGCAGUUCACACUGCGGAGAUGGUUCUAUGCCUUGGACACUGCAUUGCGGUACUACGCAUUCUUGGCAUGGUAUGAGGCAUUGAUGGAGGCGAAGUUGCAAAGCUUCCAGAUGCAGGUGGCUGGAAAGAAGAGCGCCUUCUUGAAGGCCAUCCUGGCUUUACAGCCCUCGAUGACUUCCCUGACCAGCCGCGCCAUUUUCUAUGCCUGGCGAUGGAUGAUCGGAGACACCCAGGUCACCGCUUUCUCCAAUGCGCUGCGGCAAACGCGGCGCCGGUCCAACCAGCUGGAGACAGCGGUGAUAUUUUUGGCCUCUGAAACCCAUUCCGUGAUGAAGCUUUUCGUCUUCAAACAUUGGCUGAGCCUUAUGGAAGGUGAAAAAGCCAAGACCAUCGAGAACCAGUUGAAAAAGACGGGCGCCUCACUGCAGAUGCUGAAAGCCCUGACGCACUACGCGCACGACGGGUCUCCCAACAUUUUGCUGCAAUCAAUUCUUUUGGCUUGGCGUCGGCUCUGCAGUGAUGGUAAGCUGGAACCUGAGCUGUUGGUGCCCAACUCACGUUACACCAUGGCCUCCUGCAUCUCUGCUUGGGAUUUUGCUCUGACGAGUGUGGCGAUACUGGGCUGGCACAACGUGGCACGGCGCUCCUACUUCCAAAAGACAUGGACCAAGUUCUUCCGCCCCGAGGACGAUUUGCGGCCGUUGGUGACCGCCUGGAAGAAACAAGUGCAACGAAGCCAUGAGGUGGAGCAGAAGAGCGUCAAGGUGGACAAGAAGGAGACUGACAUCUCCCACUUCAUUGCUUUGCUGUGCUUUGUCUACUGGCGAUUGAAGUUGAAGCCAAGCCGAGCCGUGGUGAGCUACGUUCCGAAGUUGGCGCGGCUUCAGGCCGUGGCAGUUCAGAAGUUGGCAGAGACCCAGGUGGAAUCGGUUUGCCUGCUCAUUUUCCAUGCCUGGCGCAUGUCGCCCCUUCUCGCGGAGACCAGCCACGAGGAGGGUGAUGAGGCCCCCAAAGCCCAUGCCACCGUGCGACAGAUGGCCGAAUCCAAAAAGAAGGAGUUGGAGGAUGAAAAGUCCAAGGUGGCAGCCUUGGAGAAAGACCUCAAGGACUUGCAGGAUCAGAAUGCCGCUGCCAAUGCGAAGGUGGAAAAACUGGAAGCAGAGGAUGGGGUCCUGGACAAUUCUCCAUGUGCAGAUCGCUCCGCCCCUUCCGCGGAGCUGCGCGCAGCUGCACUGGGCAUGUUGGACCACGUGGCGCGACCGCGCUGGACGGAGGCGCUGACCAGCAACGUGCGAAGGCAGUUGGAGGAAGGUCAGAGCCAUUGCGGACUUACACGUUUCUUAGCCCAGCUGAUCCUCCUCAUCAAUGACGCCCUCAACGUCGAACCCUCCGACGAAACACUCACUGCAGUCUCGCUGGAUGAUUGGAUCGAGCAGCGAGUGGAACGGCCCCUGCCCAGCUUCUUUCGCUUGGCCUCCAGCUUCAUCCCGGAGGUCUUGCAAGAAGUGAACCUGGCGAUUGAGCGCUGGGUUCGCUCCAGGGACAUUCAGGUUGAGAGAUAUGAGUCCUGUCAUGACGUCCCCGACCUGGGGAAUGAUGCCAUGGCCGUGAAUGAUGACGAAAAGUCCAGUGGGAUCACCUUUUGGUCCAAGUCCCUCUUGUUGGCGCACGAGAUCGUGCGUGCGGGAGCCUUCGAAUGGACCAACUCUGCGCGCGUAGCCUUUUCCGCGGGUUUGAUUGGCCCGGCCAAGCGAGCGCAGUGCCCUUCAGGGGUGAUGGCAAUGAAGCUGAUACGCUGCAUUGGACAUGAUGAGGAGCAGAAGCAGGAGGAGGUUUAUUCUUUGGACCAAGAGGCCCAAGAGCUCCUUUUGUGGGGCCAAGCCAACUUGUCCAAGCUGCUGUACAACGCUUGGCCACUUUGGAGUUUGCUUUCCCUACUGAGCGCGCAACGUCAUCACAGCUUUGUACUGACACCUGCUGAGCCCGAGCCCCGCCUGGACGAAGCUCUUUUGCUCCAGGCCUUGGACUCCGGGGAACGACCCUUUGGAGUGGUCUUUGUGAGCAACGUCGGAGCGGAGCUCGCCAGUGACGACCUGGCCGCAUGGCUCGCGAGAUUGAGACGUGCCUUGCUGUCCAAGGGAACCGUUGAGCAUCAAGUGCUGCUGGUCGUGCCGAAGUCUAUCAAGUCCUGUACAAAGUUUGCAUGGUUUGGUGCUUCGGGGCCACAAUUGCACUGCAUUUGGUCUCAAGAGGGUGCCUCGCGCGAGUUGGAUGCGCAAGGUUUGCUCUUGUUCAUCUUGAGCCGAGGAGUGCCAGCAGCCCUGCUGAGCACCGCCACGCUGCCCUUCCCCGGACUCGGGGAUGAAGUUGCAAAGCUCUUAGUCAGCCCAGAGACCCAGCACUAUGCCAUGUUCAUUACUGACACACAGGUGUCCGUGGGCGCGGGCGAGUCCCAUGCGCAGCGCCUCCGGGUCCAUCCGCCCUUUGCGGACAUCGGCCUGCGGCUCUUCCAAGCGUCGCCCGCGUGCCUGACGCUGGUGAGGAGCUCGGUGCGCGUGGCCUACGAGAACCCCUUCUUGUCCGCGGAGGAGGUCCUGAAUCGCUUCAACCUGACGAUGGAGAUGGAUUUCAUGCUGAAUGCCUCACAUGGCUUUGUGUCCUCGGAAGGCUGGUUUGCAGAGGAUUUGGUCAGCCGGCACCAGAACCAGGGCAACUCCACAGAUGCACACCUUUCAGGUGGCAUUCUACUGUUUACUAUGCGCCCCUUCAACAUGAUGCCCAAGUGGUUCCGCGGCACCGCCUGCCACUCGGUGUGCGGCUGGCUCUUGCAGUGUGCUCCGGAGGCCCUGGGCAGUGCCUGCGCACUGCUGGGCAGCGAUCGGCUGCUCCUCCGUACUUUGCAGAAGAGCUUUGCCCUUCAGAGUCCGUUGGCACGCUCUGCAAGACCCAGAAUCUUGCAGGCAGGGCCUUCAGGAUGUGGCACCACCUCCAUUGCCCACUUCUAUGCGAAGCAUGGGCUGCGAGUGGCCAAGAACUAUGUGGAGGGAGCAGAGAUCAGGGAUCAUGUGAGGAAAGACCUGAAAGAAGGACUGGCACCCUUUCGGAGCUUGGACCGUUUCGACGCCGUUGUGGAUGCCUUUGACGUGGUCCGGGUGGGCGUCCACUUUUGCUCCGACCAUUUGGGUCACGGUGGCAUGACCUGCAGCCACGUGCAUGGAGACGCUUUGGAUGAGAACCUGCAAGAAUAUCGGCAAAUCCUGCAGAGCUUGCACGAAGCUUAUCCAAACCUCAAGUUCAUCCACAAUAGCUGCAACUUGCAACGCUGGCUUCCCAAGAGGGUGCACAACUGCUGGCCACACUUGGUUUCUAUGGGUGAAGAUUGGCAGGCCUUUCUUGAACUGUGGAACUCUUGCUGUGCCGCCGCCUUUGGCUACGGUGGCAAUGCCUCCUGCUUUCGGAAACAGGAGCUGCAGCGGUUGCGCAUCCCUCAGCGGCUGGUGAUCGAGGACUUUGCCUAUCCCACUUGCUGUGAAGGCUUGCCUUUUUACCAGGAGGCCUGGCACGGCGUCCAUCAAUUGCUCCCCGACGUCAUCGCUCCGAACCGCUUGGUGAACUUCCACAUCGUCCACGACGAUCCGAAGACACUCAGUGCGGCCAUGGGCUUGCAGGGACUUCAGCCCUACGUGCUGGACCUCUCGGAGGAUGGAGCGAAUUUGGGAGGUGGAGCAGCAGUUUUGAGUCUUUUGGUUAUGAAGAGGUAUCAACCUGCACCGGGCCUUUUGUUUGCCCUGCCGGAGAAUUCGAUCCCAGCGCCACUUCUUGCUGGGGGUCAAUCUGGGACCAUGGACGACCUGGUUGGGCCGUCAUUGGUGGUGGAGUUGGCUGCCGCCCUUUUGAACCCAGACAACAUCACUCAGGAGCCUCUGGUGGUAGCAGAUCAGAGGGUGCAAGUGUUGCUCGUGGAUUUCUCAGUCGACAUCCUUGCACAUCUUUGGGAGUUGGGGCCCUUAGAGGAGCUAAAGGAGGCCGUGACUUUCUCCGUCUCCGAGCUGGACCUCAUUCCUCUUCCGGAGGAUCUCGUCGCAGCUGCAACAGGUUGGACAAUGGGGAAAAACAUCUCAGAGCGGGUGAGUUUCUAUUCUGCUGCAGAGGAAGAGGAAAUGAUCCCGGCCGCCACUACUCCUCGCCGGCGAAAGAAGCCAGGUACUUCUUCAGGCGUCGACAAGGCCGUCAAGCAGGAGGAGAAGCCAAAGAGGACUGCCUUCGGCGGGACUGGCGACCCUAGAGACAAGCUCCCUGGGAGUACUUCCAAGAAGAAGACCUUCGACCAGAGUGACACCUCUGGCUAUGAGCUGGACCGGGAUCCAGAGGAAGAGCGCUUCACGGGGGAGUCCCUGAGCUCCACCAUCUCGUUCCGACGGCUGGUUGCUGUCUUGCCGAGGCUGGGAAAGGUGGCUUUGAGUUUGGUGGUUGGAAGUUCAGCUUGCAGCAUGACCACCUUCAGAAUGGGCGACCUACUCCUCUCAGAGAUGUGCAACUCGUCUUCCUCAGUUGAUUUGGGAGCUUUUCCGGGCCAACGGGUCCCGCUCCACGUUGAAAAGCAAGCCGCGUCGUGGCACGCCAUGGCGCCCAAGAUGAGUAUUUUGGAGUACCGGACCGCGAAGAUCGAAGCCCAGAUGAACACCGUCGGCUUUGAGUCCGGUGGAAUGCCAAAGCGCAUGCAAGGCACAAAGCCGAACAACAUGGAUAGCUACAAGAGCCGCUUUGAAACCAUGGGCUUAGCGGGCGGUGGCUCCGCGGCCUUUGCCAAGUCCUUGCAGGGCAAUGCGGAGGCGGUUCAGCAGCGCGCCAUCGCCCUGGGCGAGGCCAUGGGCGCGGGCGGCGCUCCCGUGCCGGUGGUGGCCGACGCGGGUCGGACCAUGGAAAAGAUGUUGGAGAAGUUUGUGAAUAGUCGAUUGGACAAGUAUGCCGUCGCCGCGGCCGAACGACAAAACAAAGAGUUCAAGAAGGAAGAGAAGAAGAAACACAAGAAGAAAGACAAGAAAAAGGACAAGAAAAAGAAAGAGAAGAAGAAGAAAAAGGAUAAAAAGAAGGAGAAGAAGAAAAAGAAAAAGAAGUCCUCCUCCUCGUCAUCUUCGUCUUCUUCAUCUGCUUCAGGCGAGGAUGCGAAGAACGAUGAAGAUGGGAAAGAGGUCUCCCCAAAGAAGGCAAAGAACACGCACUCGGAGGAGGCCACCUGAAAUGCCAGGGCGGAGAAGUCGGAUGGCUGAGAUGUGGAAGUAGCUUGGACAGGCUGUUGACAUCCAAACGAUUCUAA